CUAAAACCAGUCAGUGCGAGUUCAGAGUGCCGCCAGUGCGUAUCACGAAAUUUUUAAAAAAUCGAAAAAUAUUCGAAAUCGAAAUCAGAUGACAUUCUGAUCACGCACUGUUACUAUAUCGAAAAAAAAAAAAAAAAAACGUGAAAAUUUAAAAAAUUGUCUAUUUUACUUUUUUUAAAUAAGUGUAUAUUUUUUUUUUUUAAACUAAUAAUUAUCAACAUCGUCAUCAUCGUCAAGUGUGUUUAAAUAUUUUUUAAAAAUCAAUGAAAACACAAUAUCAUUAUCAAAUGGAUUAAGCAAAUAAGGAUAAAAAGUUUAUUAAAAAAUAAAAAAAAGUGUUAAUUUUGAAAAAAAAGAAAUAUAUUUAAAUAAAAAAAAAAAAAAAAAAAUUAAAUAAUUUUUAAAUGAAUGCAAAAUUCAAGUGAUUGUUCACAAGAGUGGAUUAAAUUAUGGAGAAAGUUUAUAAAAUGGUACAGUGUAAACUUAUGUGAUACCUGGAGGUGUUUGUUUUUUUUUUUUUUUUUUUUUUUUUUAUAUUAAUUUAUUAAUUUAUGAUAAAAAAAAAAAAAAAAAUAUUUAUGUGUAUAAAAAAUCUCAAGUGAUUUGUGUUUUGUGUACAUUAGAAAUAGCCUCGGUACCAAAUUGGUAGCCAGUUAUUUCUAUAAUUUUAAAAAAAAAUUUUUUAAUUUUAUGAUUUAUCAAAAAAACCAACGAUAAAAUAAUUAAAAAAUAAAAAAAAUGGCUGUGUUGAAUAUUUUAGUGCCGAGGAUGUUUGUGUUGUGUCUUUUGACAUUGUGUCAAUUGAGUGUUGUGUUGGGUUCAUGUCAUUGGUCAUCCGACGGUAAUGAAACACGUUCAGCAGUGUGUACAUUGCGAACACUGGAUCCAUCUGGACUUGCUGCAUUAUUACCACCUCUUGAUGGUGCAUUUCGUCUACGUUUAGGAUGUAGUAAUGUGCAUAAUUACGAAAGUAUAAUAUCUGGUGAAAGUUGGAAUCGUUUAAGUGGUUUACAUGAACUGUUAAUUGAUGAUUGUAAAAUAUUACGUAUACCAGAAGCAGCAUUUCGUCCAUUGGGUGAAUUAAAAAGAUUAACAAUUCGUACAUUAAAUAUUAAAUGGAAUAUUGGACGUACAAUGGAACUUGUACCAGGUGCACUUGCUGGAUUACGUGAAUUACAAACACUUGAAUUAAUUGAUAGUAAUGUUAAACAAUUACCAAAAAAUAUAUUGUGUGGUUUAAAUAAUUUACAAAUAUUUAAUUUAACUGGUAAUAAAUUUGGUGAUAUUAGUGAAGUUGGAUUAAAUGAAUUACAACAAAAUAAUGCCGAUUGUCAUAGUGAUAUACGUGCUUUAGAUUUAUCAAAUAAUGAGAUAAAAAAUUUACCAGAAGAUAGUCCAUUAUCUGGUUUACGUCAAUUACAAGAAUUAUAUCUUGAGCAUAAUUUAAUUGACAGUAUUGCCAGUGAUGCAUUAACUGGAUUAACAAGUUUACGUAUAUUUAAUGUUAGCUAUAAUACACUAACAACAUUACCAGAAUCAUUAUUUGCAAGUACACGUGAUUUACGUGAAAUACAUUUACAAAAAAAUGAAUUACGUAAUUUACCUCGUGGUUUAUUUACUCGUCUUGAACAAUUAUUGGUACUUAAUUUGGGUGGUAAUAAACUUGGUAGUGAUACUGUUGAUGAAAUGACAUUUUUAGGAUUAAUUAGAUUAAUUGUAUUGGAUUUAUCAUACAAUACAUUAACUAAAAUUGAUUCAAAAAUGUUUAAAGAUUUAUUUUUUUUACAAAUACUUGAUUUACGUAAUAAUUCAAUAUCACACAUUGAAAGUAAUGCAUUUUUACCACUUUAUAAUUUACAUACAUUGGAGCUAUCAGAAAAUCGUUUACACUCUGUUGGACCACAAUUAUUUAAUGGUUUAUUUGUACUGAGUCGUUUGACACUAUCUGGUAAUGCAAUUACAACACUUGAUCAAUUGGCAUUUAAAAAUUGUUCUGAUUUAAAAGAACUUGAUUUAAGUGGUAAUGAAUUAACAACAGUACCAGAAGCUCUACGUGAUUUAACUUUCCUAAAAACACUUGAUCUUGGUGAAAAUAAAAUUAGUGAUUUUCAUAAUGGUUCAUUUAAAAAUUUAAAUCAACUAACUGGUUUACGUUUAAUUGGCAAUGAAAUUGGUAAUUUAACACGUGGUAUGUUGUGGGAUUUACCAAAUUUACAAAUAUUAAAUCUUGCACGUAAUAAAGUACAACAUGUUGAGAUUGAUGCAUUUGAGCGUAAUACACGUUUAGAGGCAAUACGUCUUGAUGGUAAUUUUUUGUCAAAUAUAAAUGGUAUAUUUGCUGGUAUAACAAGUUUGUUACUUUUAAAUUUAUCUGAAAAUCAUAUUGAAUGGUUUGAUUAUGCAUUUAUACCAAGUAAUUUAAAAUGGCUUGAUAUACAUGGUAAUUUUAUUGAAAAUUUAGGUAAUUAUUAUCAAAUACGUGAUUUAAAAGUACGUACACUUGAUGCAAGUCAUAAUCGUAUUACUGAAUUGACACCAUUAUCAGUACCAGACAGUGUUGAAUUGUUAUUUAUAAAUAAUAAUUAUAUAAACAAUGUACAAGCAAAUACAUUUACUGGUAAAAUAAAUUUAACUCGUGUUGAUAUGUAUGCAAAUAUGAUUGAAACAAUGGAACUUGCAGCAUUAAGAUUAACACCGGUACCAGAAGGUAAAUAUUUACCAGAAUUUUAUAUUGGUGGUAAUCCAUUUAAUUGUAAUUGUUCAAUGGAUUGGCUACCAGUUAUAAAUAACAUGAGUGCAUUACGUCAACAUCCACGUGUUAUGGAUUUAGAUAAUGCAAUGUGUCGUAUUAGUGGACCACGUGGUACAGCAAUAAUAUCAGCAUCAAUGGCAAAACCAGAACAAUUUUUAUGUCGUUAUGAGGCACAUUGUUUUGCUUUAUGUCAUUGUUGUGAUUUUGAUGCUUGUGAUUGUGAAAUGACAUGUCCAUUAAAUUGUAAAUGUUAUCAUGAUCAAACAUGGAAUACAAAUGUUGUUGAUUGUUCUGGUUUAGAUACAGAAGUUAUACCAAAUCGUAUACCAAUGGAUGCAACUGAAGUUUAUUUAGAUGGUAAUCAUUUUUCUGAAUUACAAAAUCAUGUAUUUAUUGGACGUAAAAAUAUGCGUGUAUUAUAUGUUAAUUCAAGUAAAAUUGAAUCAAUACAAAAUCGUACAUUUAAUGGAUUAAAUAAUUUACAAAUUUUACAUCUUGAACAUAAUCAAAUACAUGAAUUAAAAGGUUUUGAAUUUGAACAUUUAUCACAUUUACGUGAAUUAUAUUUACAAAAUAAUAUUAUUAGUUUUAUUGGUAAUUUAACAUUGUUACCAUUAAGAUCAUUAGAAAUAUUACGUUUAAAUGAUAAUCGUCUAGUGACAUUUCCAGUAUGGCAAGUAACAUUAAAUACACGUCUUGUUGAUUUAUCACUUGGUGGUAAUUUAUGGUCAUGUCGUUGUAAAUUUUUACAAGAAUUAUCAUCAUGGGUAUCUGAUAAUGCACAUAAAGUUAUUGAUUCAACAGAUGUAUAUUGUUAUGAUAAUGGUGCUAGACCAACAUAUAGUAGACGUUUAAAUGUCAAUGAAACAGCAUGUACUGAUUAUUAUGCACAAGGUGGUGUUAUUGAUACAAUGGUAUCUGAUUAUUUGCCAAUGCUUGCUGCAACAUUAUGUGCAAUAUUAAUAUUACUUGUUAUAACUGUGCUUGCAUUUAUAUUUCGUGAACCAGUACGUACAUGGGCAUAUUCACGUUAUGGUGUUAGAUUUUGGGCAAAAACAACACAACCAGAUGAUAAAGAACGUCUUUAUGAUGGUUACAUAUGUUAUAGUCCAAAAGAUGAAGAUUUUGUAUUACACUCAUUGGCUGUUGAAUUAGAACAUGGACAAUCUUCAUUACGACUAUGUUUACAUCAUCGUGAUUUACCAUGUUUACGUGCUGCAGCACCAGUUGUACUUGAAGCUGCUGAAGCAUCAAAACGUAUUGUCAUUGUCCUAACAAGAAAUUUUUUACAAACUGAAUGGUCACGUUUUGAAUUUCGUGCAGCAGUACAUGAAGCACUAAGAGGACGUCAAAGUCAAUUAAUAUUUAUACAGGCUGGUCCUGUUACACCAGAAGCUGAUGCUGAUCCAGAUUUACGUCCAUAUUUACAUACAGCAACAACAUUAAGAUGGGGAGAAAAACGUUUUUGGGAAAGAUUAAGAUUUACAAUGCCAACAAGUGAUGCAUUAAGAAGAAAAUCAUCAUCAUUAUAUAGACGUAAUGUUAAUACAUAUACACUUGAAGGUAGACCAGAAAAAGAAACAUCAACACUACGUGUACAUGGACAUAUAUCAAAUAGUGGUGGAGGUGGUGUUGGUGGACAUCAUCAUCAUCAUCAUCAUCAUCACCAUCCAUUAUUUAAAGAUACACCAGAAUUAUUACAAGCACCACCAGCAUACUCAAGUACAGCAACACUUGGUCAUCAUCAUAAUAAUAAUAAUAUAAUUAAUAAUAAUAGUUUAAAUCAAUCAAGAAUUGAACAACAAUGUGGUGGUAGAGAUGGUUCACCAGUUAGUUCAACAGCUAGUCCAAGUCCAAGAUUAACUAUGAAUCGUGCAUACCAAGAUGGACCAAUUGAUGCUAUUAAUGAAAGUCGUAGACCACUUUCAGAACAUAUUUAUUCAUCAAUUGAUUCUGAUUAUUCAACGUUAGAAAGAAAUGCAUGGAGACAACAACAACAACAACAACAACCACCACCACCUGGACAAGCAUAUCUUGUGUAAUUUCUAUCACGCCUUUGUCAAUUGUCUGAUGCAUGUCUAUAUAUAUUUAUUCAAUAAUAAUAAUCAUCAUCAGAUGAUAUGAUAUGGGGGAGGUAAAAGGUGAAAAAUAAAAUACAAAAUGAAUCCACUUGAAAAGGUAUUCAGGCUUGUGUCCAGUCAUCUUCAUAUAUUGACUGCUAGUAAAUUCAAUGACAAUACUGGCUUCAACAAACGGUUUUUUUUUUUCCUUCAAAUGAAAUCAAUUGUCAACAAUUGCCUGCAGUUGAUUCAAGUAUAUAAACAUCUGUAUAUGAAUUUAUAUUUGUCAAUGAAGAAUUUAAAAAAGAAACGUACUACAUUUAUAAUAUAAUAAUAUUAAUAAUAAUAGGAGAGAGAGACGAUCGCAAAUUAAACACAACGUUGUGGAUAACGCCCAACACUUUGAAAUACUCGUUUGUUAACGUCGACGUCUAGUCAAAGGAAAUUGUCUUGGUGCAAGACGUCAAGAGGUGGGCAAUUUCGUAAUUACAACGGAGAGGAGAAAUAAACAAUUAUAUAUGUACGGUGAAAUAAUGAGAGAAUCAAGGAGAGAUUAAAGUAGUGUUUAAAAAUAAGAGAGGGAAAGAGAGAAAUAUUUAAUAGAAAAAAAAAAAAAAAAAAUACAAGUGGACAGACAACGCCUGGUUCUCCAAAGAGUGAGUUCAGUGAAACGUAAAUGGUUGUGUGUCCCUUCUCAAACUUUGAAUCCAAACAUACAAAAACUCUUAGUUAUUUUUUUUUAUUUCUCUCCUCUCUUUCUCUCUGUGUAUUUCUAUUUUCCUUACUUUAUUUCUCCUGAAAAUCCACAUACUUUUCACUCUUCCGCUAUAUGUCUUUUGUGAUAUACUGUACUAUGAUUUUUUUUAUUUUUUUUUGUAUCUUCCCAGUGUCUCCUCUGGGAAUUAUAAAAAAAGGAUAAAAUUACCGGCGAGGUACAUCAACUAUACGCUUAAUAUUUGAAUGACGUAAGAAUAAUAAUUUAAAAAGACAUUUUAUACAAAUAACAAUUUACCUAUUUUUUGUUUUAAUUUAAAAAUACAAUUUUAAUAUUUUUUUAAAAAUCAAUAUCAACUUAUCAAUGCGAUAGUAAUUAAGCAAGAGUUCGCAUGAUUGUUGACAUAAUAAAAAUAUAAUUAAAAAAAAAUGUAAAAGAAUUUUUAAAAAUAGUAUUAAAUUCCAGUUGAUGUAUUUUUGAUCUAGGUCUUUCAUUUUUGUGUAAAGUAAAUAAUAGAUUCCAGUGAAACGCCUACCUCGCCAGUGGCAAAAUUAUUUAAAAUAAAAAAUUGUUUAUUUACUUAAUAAAUAAAUGCUUAAUCAAAUGGUCAUGAAGGAAAUAAUUUAUCUUCCGAAUAUGGCACAGCUGUAUAUAUAAAAACAAAAAAAACUGUAUAAAUUAAUUUAAGAUUUUGUUUAUAUAAAAAAAGAGAAAAAAGUAAAUUAAUAAUUAUAAAAAAUAUGAGUGAAGUGAAAUAAUAAUUUAAAUAAAAAAAAAAAAAAAAACAAACAAUGAUUUUUAAAAUACGAGACUUUAGUUAGGCAAUGUUUUGUAAUUUUAUAUAUAAAUGACUGCGAGAGAAAUGAGAGAGAGCGAGAGAAUUUAAAAAAAAAAAAAAAUUAUUAUGAAUGAAACCAAGUUUGUUGUAUGAUAUGUAAAUAUGUAAUUACUUUUCGCCUGAUGUAAGAUAUAAUCGC
This is a messenger RNA of Aphidius gifuensis, 6504 nucleotides long. RefSeq names its product toll-like receptor 7 (gene Toll-7). Gene Ontology annotation, biological process: signal transduction. The transcript has a single exon. Gene Ontology annotation, molecular function: protein binding. Bases 739 to 4794 code for a protein of 1351 amino acids. The record is from RefSeq and is a predicted model, not a curated record. Lineage: Eukaryota; Metazoa; Arthropoda; Insecta; Hymenoptera; Braconidae.